CGACAUCGCGCCUGAUGGCAGCAAGGUCUUCCGCGUGUGCGACUUCAACCUGGCAGUCAAGACCGACAGCAAUGGCCGCGUCGCGCGCGCCCAGGGCGGCACGCACCCGCGGCUUCUGGGCGUGGGAGACGUACUGCCAGCUGGAGGGCCUGGAGCUGAAGCACCCCAUCACCCGGGCCGCUGACGUGGCCUCCAUGGGGCUGGUGCUGGCGGACGCCGCCGGGCUGCACGGCCAGGCGGGCGGGACCCAGGCCUACCUGGAGUAUGAGCGCGACCUGCCCCGCCGCACGCCGCCCGCGCUCAAAGAACUGAUCGAGUGGAUGGUGGCGGAGAACCCCGCCGCACGCCCCACUCCGGACCAGAUCCUGGCACACCGAUGGCUGACGGAGUAGUGACGUGGCUAUUGCGAAGGUGACGACGGGUGGCAGAUGGCUCCGAUGGCACGGGGCAGGGGCGGUGGGGCACGCACGGCAUCAGCGGUUCCCCCUGCACGGCAUGGUUGCAUGGCACAGCUGGCAGGCCGUGGUGCGUCGCUAGGGCAUUGGGUUUGCAUUGAGAACAGUGGCUCAAUUGGGGACGUUAUACACCCACAGCAGCUGCAGGGGUAUUGCACUUGACGGGACGGUUGGGCUUUCAGCCUUCAUCCAAUGGCAGUGGACGCAUGUGGGCCAGGUCUGCGUUUGCGUUGUUUGUGCGGUGCUCACUUUGGCUCUCGCGUGCGAAUGACCGGUUAUAGCAGGAUAGUCGGCAAAAGUCUAUGUACUUGUGUGUUGUAGGACAUCCGUGUACCGCCCACACCGGUCGAACGCACGUGUAUGUUGCAUUUCCGGUAUGAAGUAGUACCUGUUGCAAUAGCAUUGAAGUGUGCAUGUACGUGCCUUGCGGGGUAGGACUGCCUGCUUGAGCUGCAGCACUUGACGGGGUGCUGUAUGCCGUGCCGCAAACUAACCAACGACAUGGUCUGGGGCGUUGGAUGAAUGGCGGGCGUGGGCAUGUGUGGCAGUGGUUGGACUGUGAAGCAAAUAACGGGUCGGUUGGCAUGGCUUGCGUAUGAGUUUCAUGCCUCGGCGCGACGUGACUUCAGCCGAAGCGGCUUGCGGUACGUACCGGCAGUCUUAAGCCCUCAUGGUUACAGCUCAACUGUAAGUAGCUUCAUCU
Messenger RNA from Chlamydomonas reinhardtii, 1158 nucleotides. RefSeq lists its product as uncharacterized. The transcript has a single exon. The record is from RefSeq and is a predicted model, not a curated record. The coding region runs from base 72 to 392 and encodes 106 amino acids. Lineage: Eukaryota; Viridiplantae; Chlorophyta; Chlorophyceae; Chlamydomonadales; Chlamydomonadaceae.